AUGCCUAUGCACCAGGGAUUUCUCCCCCGCGAGGGUCUCUACAGCGUCCCCCUCUUCAAGUUGUUUGCUAGGACCGCCCUCAAUCCGUCUCUAGUACUGCCGCUGUUGCUGCUCGCACGCUACACCAAGCGCGGAAGCGACCUGAGCAUUCUACACCCGACCGCGUACGGCGGUGUCAAGAAACUCUUCUACUGGGGGCUUUUGAGAACCAUUGUCAACUAUCUGUCGGACAAGACUCGAAACAACUGGGUCAAGGACAGAUAUGAUUGGUCCCGUGAGAUUGUUCUUAUCACGGGCGGCGCCGCUGGCAUUGGCGCCCAGAUGGUCAAGCUCUUUGACGAGCUGGCAAUCAAGGUUGUCGUUCUAGACAUUCAGCCCAUGGCGUUUGCGACGUCCUCGCGGGUGCAUCAUUACAAGUGCGACCUUCGCUCCCCAGCUAGCGUACAAGAAGUUGCCGAGAGAGUACGCAGCGAAGUCGGCGCCCCUACAAUCCUCAUCAACAACGCUGGCGUUGCAAGAGGCAAGACCAUUCUCGAAUCUGAGCCUGGCGAUGUUCGCUUCACGUUCGACGUGAAUGCGCUCUGCCACUACUGGCUUGCCAAGGCAUUCCUUCCCAGCAUGAUUGAGCGCAACCACGGGAUGGUAGUGACCAUUGCUUCUGCGGCCUCGUGGGUUACAGCGCCAGCCUUGGUCGACUACGCUGCGUCCAAGGCCGCCGCGAUGGCUUUCCACGAAGGUCUUUCCGCCGAGCUCGUCACCCGAUACCACGCGCCCAAGGUUCGGACCGUCAUUGUCCACCCGGGCCAUGUUAAGACGCCCCUCUUCCAGGGUUUUGACCAGGGCAACGCCUUUCUGAUGCCGAGUCUAGAGGUUGAUACAGUGGCUGAGGGCAUCGUUAAACAGGUUCUCACCGGCCGCAGCGGCAACGUCAUUCUGCCCGAGACGGGUGCCAUAGCAGCCCUGAUGCGCGUGUUGCCGGACUGGCUGUCUUAUAGGUCACGCAUUGAUGGAGACAAGUACAUGGCCAACUGGAAGGGACGCCAAGUGAUCAAGGAUGUGAAUGCGUCCUUUGAAAAAGAAAAGGCUAGUGACGCGGGUGAGAGCACGGUGCUCGUGUCCCGAGACUGA
Cordyceps militaris CM01 is the source of this 1128-nucleotide messenger RNA. Its product is annotated as dehydrogenase/reductase SDR family member 8 precursor. The transcript is spliced from 2 exons. Gene Ontology annotation, molecular function: oxidoreductase activity, acting on the CH-OH group of donors, NAD or NADP as acceptor. Bases 1 to 1128 code for a protein of 375 amino acids. NCBI's taxonomy places the organism in Eukaryota, Fungi, Ascomycota, Sordariomycetes, Hypocreales, Cordycipitaceae. The record is from RefSeq and is a predicted model, not a curated record.